Messenger RNA from Botrytis deweyae, 837 nucleotides. RefSeq lists its product as uncharacterized. The transcript is spliced from 3 exons. The coding region runs from base 1 to 837 and encodes 278 amino acids. The record is from RefSeq and is a predicted model, not a curated record. Lineage: Eukaryota; Fungi; Ascomycota; Leotiomycetes; Helotiales; Sclerotiniaceae.
AUGUCUGAUAUCUACGCUGAAGACAUGAGACAAAAUAAAUCCGAGUCUCGCAGACUAAACGAGCAAUUUGAACUCCUGAGUCGGUACGGAAGUAUCUCUCUGCACUCACAAAUCUCCAAAAGUAUUUGCUUGAUCAUUGACUCAAUUUUCCAGAAACAUUGGGUAUUUUAUCCAUCCCUCCAUUGCCGCCAAACUACCUCCUGGCCUACAAUAGCAGAUAUCGGCACUGGCACAGGAAUCUUUCUAUCCCAACUUGCACAGGACUACCCCGAUGCAAUUCUUCACGGCUUCGAUACUCCGCCUUCAUCCAAACACAACAAAUACGAUCUCAUUCACAUUCGGCUCCUCGCCUCAGGAAUAAACCCGACAGAAUGGAAACCCAUCGUACAGAAUCUCCUUAAGCUUCUCAAGCCCGGCGGAGCUAUCCAGUGGAAAGAAUGCAAUUGGAUGGAAACCCAAUAUUACCAUUCUGACAUUGAAUUAUCCGUGCAAGCUGCUCGGUCGAUGUGCGCACGCUUUAAAGAGGCAAUGAAGGAUAACUUCUCGUAUGGAUGGAAUAUUCUUCCUCGGAUCUAUGAGGAGUUUGGGAUGGGAGAUGUGGUGGAGGAUAUUGUUAGUUCGGAUCGGAUCGUAGAGACGAGAGCGGCUAUGGCGAGGAAUGCGAUGGAUGCUAUUUUUGGGUGGGCGAGGUUGGUUUCGUCGAGGAAUUUGGCCGGUUCGUUGUCUGCUGAGGAGCUGAUUAGAUUGGAGAGGGAGGUGGAGAGGCAGAUUGCGAGUGGAUGUUAUGUGAGAUAUGAUGUUCAUGUGGUACUGGGAUUCAAAGGUUGUGAGGAUUGA